AUGGAUCUCUUGGAGCUGGAAGGCACGGGCAGCGGCUGUGAGGACAGAAACUGUGGCCGAACAUCUGGCUUCUCCGAGGGGUGUUUGAACGAGGAGUGCCAUUUGGACGAACCUAUUUUUGGGUUCAUCGAGUUAUUGUGCGUGACUGUCAUUUAUAUCCCACUGAUGCUCUUUGGGCUUCUGGGAAAUAUUCUGACGAUCCUGGUGGUUUGGCUGCGACCUCACAUGAGAAGCUCUACCUACCUGUACCUGAGCAGCAUGGCCGUCAGUGACCUGCUGAUCCUGCUCCUGCUGCCUCUGGAUCUGUACAAGCUCUGGAGGCCCAGCCCCUGGUAUUUAGGAGACGUGGCCUGUAAGCUCACCAUGUUCCUGUCCGAGUGCUGCACCUUCUGCACCAUCCUCCACAUCACCUUCCUGUCGCUGGAGAGGUACCUCGCUGUCUGCUGGCCAAUCACAGCCAAGACCCUGGUCACACGGCGCAGAACGAGGGCUCUGAUUGGCUGCCUGUGGCUCGGGGCGGCCGUCAGCGCAGCGCCAGUGUUGGUCAUGGUGGGAGUGGAGGACGUUGGGAGGGAGGAAGAGUGUCGCUUUACGCAUUACGCCGUCACCUCCGGCCUGCUGUCGGCCAUGAUCAUCUUCUCCAACCUGUACUUCCUGGUGCCGCUGUGCAUUCUGGGAUUGGUCUACAGCCUGAUUGGACGCACGCUGUGGCUGCGUCCUCAAAGCAGCCGCCGAGACCAGAGUCACCGGCACACGAUCAAAAUGCUGGGAGUCAUCGUCCUGGCCUUCGUCCUCUGCUGGCUGCCCUUCCAUGUGGGUCGGACCAUGUUCAGUCUAGCUCUGGGCAACUCGUAUUUUCUCUACCAUCUGUCUCAGUAUUUUAACCUGGUGUCCUCCGUCCUCUUCUACCUCAGUGCCGCCAUCAACCCUCUUCUGUACAACCUCAUGUCAGCCAGGUACAGACACGCUGUACAAAGCCUCGUCCACACACACUCUCACACACCUUCACACCGUCCGCGCACACUCACAGCACGACACUCCACCACCACCUCGUAA
Messenger RNA from Gymnodraco acuticeps, 1056 nucleotides. Its product is annotated as growth hormone secretagogue receptor type 1-like. The record is from RefSeq and is a predicted model, not a curated record. The transcript is spliced from 6 exons. Lineage: Eukaryota; Metazoa; Chordata; Actinopteri; Perciformes; Bathydraconidae. The coding region runs from base 1 to 1056 and encodes 351 amino acids. Gene Ontology annotation, molecular function: growth hormone secretagogue receptor activity. Gene Ontology annotation, cellular component: plasma membrane. Gene Ontology annotation, biological process: hormone-mediated signaling pathway; G protein-coupled receptor signaling pathway.